Formica exsecta is the source of this 4018-nucleotide messenger RNA. Its product is annotated as protein N-terminal glutamine amidohydrolase-like. NCBI's taxonomy places the organism in Eukaryota, Metazoa, Arthropoda, Insecta, Hymenoptera, Formicidae. Bases 671 to 1663 code for a protein of 330 amino acids. The record is from RefSeq and is a predicted model, not a curated record. Gene Ontology annotation, cellular component: cytosol; nucleus. The transcript is spliced from 8 exons. Gene Ontology annotation, molecular function: protein-N-terminal asparagine amidohydrolase activity; protein-N-terminal glutamine amidohydrolase activity.
UCGGUGAUGUCGAACAUACGACUCCCUUAAAACAUUUGCGGUUAUUUUCAAUCUUAUUAUAAUUUUGCCAUUAUAAAAAACGGCUUUUAACUUUGUCGUGGCAUUAGACUUGAUAUCCGGAUCAAAUGCUCUUUACGGUAACAAAAGUUACGAGUAAUAUUGCAUCAUGAAGCAGAAGGGUUCAUACUACUACAUAUAUAGCGAAAAUGGAGCACGUAUUAUCACGCGUAAUUAACGCACAACGUAAACGGCUCGAUUAACAAUGCGGAGAGCAGGAUAUAAUCCAUUUACCGAUACUAUAAGCAACAACAUAUCGGCUGUGAAUAUUUCGAUAAAAAGAAGGAAGAGAUGAGAGGAGCACUAAAAAUAAGACGACUCAGAAGCAAAAGCGAGGACAAUGCUUAUUAUUUUCUCCGACAAAUUUUUAUUUGUCUAUCGUUGUCAACAUGCUGCUAAACAGCAAUCAGCUGAUCAUACAGAUCACGGAUCAUGUGAACGUAUUAGUUUGCGACUAUCGAUCUCGCGUUUGUCAACUACGCGUGCGCGUUGCAUAGUCGGUUAAGCACAUGUGCAUACACACUUGCAUGUAAAAAGGCAAUUUUUCUUGGUUUUUCUCCGAAUAUUAAAUGUGUUGAAACGUUUCAUUUUUAUAGUAUUUUAAAUACGAACGAUGACGAGCUAUGUACGAUACGCUUUAUGCAAUCACAUGAAAGUUUCCAACGAUUACAAUUGCCGAAAUAUGCCACGUUUCUUUUCUUGGUUUUGCAAAUUUUGUCGAGUGUUACGGAUUAAUGAAGCCAGUUCACAGAUAAUAAUUAUGUCGGAAAACGAAGCCAUUUCACUGAAGUUCGCAAAAUUGUCGGACAAAGCAUUUGCGCCGAUGAAAGGUUCGGAAUAUGCGGCAGGAUACGAUUUACGGAGUGCAUACAAGUAUAUUAUACCAUCCCAUGGCAAGGAAUUAGUUAAAACUGAUUUACAAAUAGAAGUUCCUUUUGGUACAUAUGGUAGAGUUGCACCACGAUCUGGAUUAGCAUGGAAAAAUCACAUAGAUGUAGGUGCAGGUGUUAUAGAUGCAGAUUAUCGCGAAGAAAACGUAUGGAAGCUUUGCCAAGAUGUAGCGACUAGACAUCCUUCUGAAUUACAACAUUGUCAUGUUGUUUUCGUAAGCAAUUCACGACGAAGCGUUCCCCUUUGGCGUCAACGGGCAGGAAAGGACGAGGACAAAUUAGUUGUGUGGGAUUACCAUGCUAUUCUCAUCUAUGCGCCCGACGAAAGGGCAGUGGUAUACGAUUUAGAGAGUUCUUUGCCGUUCCCUACACAUUUCUGGAAAUAUGCCACCGAAACCUUUAGAUCUGACGAAGCAUUGCGGCCUGAAUAUCACAGAAGAUUCCGUCUGGUAUCUGCCAGCGUAUAUUUACAACAAUUCGCAUCAAGUCGGCAUCAUAUGAAGCGCAAGGAUGGCACAUGGAUCAAGACACCACCAGAUUAUCCUCCGAUCUCGACACCAACGUGCAAGGAUAAUCUCGACUCAUUCAUCAACAUGGAACCAGGAACCGGAUUAGGGGUUGUAAUGAGUUUAAAACAAUUAGUCAACCGGUUUUAUAGGCCAAAUGUCAAUACACAGGCGCCGACGCCGCCUCAGCCGCAAGCCACAGCUACUUAAAUUGUGAGCUACAAUGUAUUGUUCGCGUACGCUUUGAUUAACAAUAUCGGAGAUAAAUUGUAUGGCCUAAGGAAAUUGGUUUUGGUGCAUGCAUCUUUGUGGGCUAAAAUAUUUGAUCGAAAUUUGAUAAUAAUGUUAGUUAAUUGCUGCUAAUUCUGAUAAAAUUUCAAAUAUAAAAUCGUUGCAGUUGUAUCUUUAUUAGGGCGAAAUUCGCUCAAGAAGAUGGAACCGAGAGAACUUUAGCGAAAUUAAAUUUAUUGUCGUGUUGUGAUACUUUUGUCAAAGUUUUGUCAUAUUUUAUACACAUUUUAGAGUUUAGAUAAAAAUUUGUCUAUUUUUAUUGAUUAUUUUUUUUCUGCUAUUCUGGCACAAACAUUGCGCAUAAAUUUCUGGAUAGCAUGAGACUAGUAAGUACAUAAAAAUGUCAAUGCAACUAUUAAUUAUUUAUUUAUCAUUGAAAUCCCGGUUCCAAAUAGGUAAAUUUCAAAUCUCAUAUUUUACUCAUAAUCAAAACCUACGUAUAUCGAUAACAGAAACACACUUUUUCCAACACAAUACGGGAUUGACGUCUUACUCUCCAAUCGAGUGAUUUGGCUUAUCACGCAUAAAAAGCAAUUCUGCUGAGCUAUUUUCUUGAUAAGUGCUUAUGUACCGUAUUAAUGGACUUCAAAAAAAAUCCAUUUUCUCUCUUCUAUUAAAGUAUCUUUCGCAGAAUUUACCGGAGAGAUAUUCUCCUUCGGCAAUGCAACACGUUACAUUCGACCACGUUCUAAAUACAAGUCGUGUUUUAUGUAAGUACUUUUGUCUUCAUGCCAUAAAACGAUCUUUCUCACGGCUUUAUCCUGUCAGUGGUGUUAUUAUAAUUAUUGUGUCAAAGACUGAUGUAUUUACAGAGAAUUAUCCGACUUGAUAGAGAUCCCUUUGUCUAUCGGCGCGUGUUCGAAGCGCGGGAUGUGAUUAAAGCGCUUAUAAUUACUGUGCGAUCGAUGUAAUAAGGUCAAGAACUUAAUCUUUGCGACGUAAUGUAAUUAUUACGAUUAUUGUAAUUCUUGUGAUACUUUACACUUUCUACUUUGAAUACCUAUGCUAUACUUAUCUACUGUUUAUACUAAAAGCCGAUUCUUAAGAGAUAUAUAUUCGCUUGUUGAGCGACUUCCCUAUAUUGCCAUAUUGACUUAAAUGACUACGCGAUAUCGUCACGCGACCAAUUAUUAACAUCGAAGAACCUGUUGAUUCAACGAACGUAUGUUGCUUUAGUGAUGAUAGAAACAAAUUUUACAACGAAAACAUUUUAAAUUCUUCAUCUGUACUGCAAGUAAAAUUAGUAAAAUAUGUUCUAUUAAUUAAAAUGUAAUAUUAUUUAUCUCUAUCGUUAUUAUAAGAUAUAAUAUCAUUAUUUUUUGACUUUAUAUAUUGAGACAUAAAAUAUUUUGUUGAAUUUAUGCGUUAUUUGAUAUAUUUUCUUUAUAUAUUGGAUUAUUGUAAGCAUCUGUGUUCUUGUGAAUCAGUGGUUAAUUUUUUAUGAUUUAAACAUAAUGAACGAAAUUUAUCCUGCGAAUUCGCGAACAUAUAAAUAAAUAAUACGCAUUUAAAUGUUCGCAAUUAUAGAGUGACCUUUAUAUUCAAGACUAACCAAACGGCUUGGAUAUGAGUGCAAAAUAAGUGCUCGUUAUCUAUGGUCAGUAUGAUGGUAACCUUGGAACGUAAAGGGUUAAAUCGCGUGUUAUGCACAUUUUAUCAGAUGCGGCAGCCUUGAAAGUUUAACCUUUAUGCGUCGCAAACUUAUUUCAACCCUCACGUUUAUAUUAUUUAAUAUCAGUGACAAUAUAUGUGCGUGGUACGCAACCCAUUCUUUUUUAUGCGAUAUCGCUUUCGAUUCCAAUUUAUUAGCUUUAGCUACUUUAUUCAAACGUGUGCAGUGGGGAAGUUUAUCAACAAGCAAUUACUAUCAAACUAUCGAUUCGUCGAGUUGAUGCCAUAAUUAUUUUUACGAAUAAUAUGCCAAUUAUUCGUGAAAGAAUUCACCGAUUGGGCCGAUAGUUUUAAGAAUUUCGCCCACUUUUUGCCUUCCAAAGUCUCUCACUAGUUCACUCUAUCUUUCUCAUCGACACAUGUUUACCUCUAGUUUGCAUGUAUCAUGUUAUUACAAUGUAAGUAUUUAUAAGCGGAAGAAUCUACGGUUUCGAAAUAUCUAGUCACCGAAAAUCGCUUUAGCAUAAAUGAUAUGCGACUGCGACAAUGCAGUCUCCAUAAUAGAAACCAGGUUUCUUUUAAUGGACGCGCAACGCGUGGGAAAUUUGGGACCGAUCUUCUUAGCAAAUAAUCUCGCGAAACUUUAUCAAAAGAUAAAAAUAU